Messenger RNA from Colletotrichum abscissum, 375 nucleotides. Its product is annotated as assembly factor cbp-4. Gene Ontology annotation, cellular component: mitochondrial membrane. The transcript is spliced from 3 exons. Lineage: Eukaryota; Fungi; Ascomycota; Sordariomycetes; Glomerellales; Glomerellaceae. The record is from RefSeq and is a predicted model, not a curated record. Bases 1 to 375 code for a protein of 124 amino acids. Gene Ontology annotation, biological process: mitochondrial respiratory chain complex III assembly.
AUGGCGACAAAGAAGGCUACGAAUUGGAAGUUGUGGGGAAAGAUGCUGCUUGGUGGUGGAAUCUUUUGCGUGGGCGGCCCGGCCUUCACCAUGUGGGUGUCGCCGACGGAAGAGGAGCUCUUCAAGAGAUACAACCCCGAGCUACAGGCCAGGAGUCUUGCGAACCGCGAAAAGACGCAGGAGGAGUUUGACCAGUUUGUUACGAAGCUGAAGGAAUACUCCAAGUCGAACAAGCCGAUCUGGACGGUGCGAGACGAAGAUAUUGAGAGACAAAAGCAGGCACGCGUGAAUGAACAGAGGAGGAGAGAGGCAGAUCUCAAGGCACAGCAAGCGGCGAUGCGCAAGGAGUCGGGAAUGUCGGAUGACUUGGACUGA